CCUGCGGGCGCCGGGGGCGAGAUGGAGGCGAGCGGCGUGGUCGACUCGCUCCUUUCCGGAGCUUGCGUGGUCUUCACCCUCGGCAUGUUCUCCACCGGCCUGUGAGAGCGCGGCCGGGAUGGGCUGGGGCAGGACCAGGAAAUCAGGAGAGGGGAGAGAGACGUGGCCGCAGCCCCAAGCUGCGUCCGGAACCUGGGGUCAACGUGGGAUCCGAGGGGACCGGGCUCGGAUCUCAGGCACAUGCGGAUGACCCGGAGCGUGGACAGCAUCCAGUUCCUGCCCUUUCUCACCACGGAUGUCAAGUUAGAGGGGCAAUGGCAGCAGCGGGAAAAGAUGUCUGCGGGAGGUGGGGGAGGGGUAGGCGAACGUGGAAGAGGUCUCUUGGGUCUCCCUCCCACACUCGUCCCUACGGGCCAUAUCCCUCCCCUGCACCCUGCAGCAACCUGGGCUGGCUGAGUUAUGGGGCCUUGAAGGGAGACUGGACCCUCAUCGUCGUCAACGCAGUGGGUGCUGUGCUUCAGACCUUGUACAUCUUGGUGUAUUUGCACUACUGCCCUCGGAAGCGUGCUGUUCUCCUACAGACUGCAACCCUACUGGGGGUCCUUCUCCUGGGUUAUAGCUACUUUUGGCUCCUGGUGCCCGACCUUAGGGCCCGGCUGCAGCAGCUGGGCCUCCUCUGCAGUGUCUUCACCAUCAGCAUGUACCUCUCACCACUGGCUGAUUUGGCCAAGGUCAUUCAGACUAAAUCAACUCAAUGCCUCUCCUUCUCACUCACCAUUGCCACUCUUCUUACCUCUGCCUCCUGGUUCUUCUAUGGGUUUCGACUCAGAGAUCCCUACAUCAUGGUGCCCAACUUUCCAGGAAUCCUCACCAGCUUUAUUCGCCUCUGGCUUUUCUGGAAGUACCCCCAGGAGCAAGACAGGAACUAUCGGCUCCUGCAAACCUGAGGCAGCGCAUUUCACCACUGGGCACCUUAAUGCCAACUUGAUACCAAAGAGAGCUAUUUGUUUCAGCUGGUUCUGAUGACCAGCUCCACAGAUGCAAUGGGUUAUGGGAAAAAGAAGCAACUUUGAGAAUAGAAGGACCAAAGAAAGAACUUUACAGGGCACUUCAAAAAAUUCGUGGAGAAAUAGAAUUAAAAGAUAAUACGAAUAUUUCUAUGAACUUUUUGAAGUACCUUUGCACUUAGAAGAUCAGGUGGGAGCUAGGAGAUGAAAUCACUUUUAUUUUUUAGAGAGAUUACUUUUUUUAAUUUUGGAGGUUGGAGUGAUAUCUUUAGAAUGUGCCUUAAAAUAAACUGUUCCCUACC
Cynocephalus volans (Philippine flying lemur) is the source of this 1309-nucleotide messenger RNA. It is a transcript of the gene SLC50A1, whose product is annotated as solute carrier family 50 member 1. The coding region runs from base 315 to 947 and encodes 210 amino acids. NCBI's taxonomy places the organism in Eukaryota, Metazoa, Chordata, Mammalia, Dermoptera, Cynocephalidae. Gene Ontology annotation, cellular component: membrane. Gene Ontology annotation, molecular function: sugar transmembrane transporter activity. The transcript is spliced from 5 exons. The record is from RefSeq and is a predicted model, not a curated record. Gene Ontology annotation, biological process: carbohydrate transport.